Molecule: messenger RNA, 3193 nt
Organism: Amyelois transitella
Lineage: Eukaryota; Metazoa; Arthropoda; Insecta; Lepidoptera; Pyralidae
Exons: 6
Coding region: 562-1995 (477 amino acids)
Source: RefSeq, a predicted model, not a curated record
GUUUAAUCGUUAAUCUAAAUUUGUCCAUCUUCAUUCGUGUCGUGAGGAACUUGUUUGUUGUUUUGUACGUACUUUGAAAACAAUUGGUACCUAAAACACAGGAUUAUUACUAAUCAUCAUGCGAAACGAUCCAAAGUAGUACAGCUACAGUGCCAAGAGUUGCGCUUUACCACCAAUCUUCUCGUGUUGUUUUUGUGUUCGUAUUAACCAAAUAAUUUACUUCAAUGUUUUGGGAUCAUGUUUAUCGCAACAGACACAUCCUGCAAGAAUUUGAGGACAUAGAAGUUCACAAAACUAGUGUUUCUGUGUUUGUAGCGCUAUUUUAUUUAGAAAUGCUGUAUAUUCUCAUCAUGACUCUGUCCAUUCUCAAUAGGUUAAAUCAGAACUUUACUUCGUAAAUCUCGCCUGCAGGGUUAUAGAAACUAAGAAUUACUUUGUAAAAGAUUUUGGAAGAAGUCUUAAGUCAUUACUAUUAGGAGGAAUUAAAGGAGAAAAGUUACAUACUUACUUGCUAAAUUGAGAACUACCAGUUCUUAAUUUAAUCAAUAAUUAUCUUCGGAUAUGGCUGUAGAAAUCUGUGCUGCAAGGAGGUUUUAUUUAUCAAAAGAAAAAAAUAUAGCUGUGGAUAUGCAGGAAGAGAUCCCACCUUACGUCAUUGAUGGUGUCAGAUUUCUCUACAAACAAUUUAUCAAGGUUAAACCUGGCGUGGUUAUCAAUGACCCCCCGGACUAUGGCCAAGAAACUCAAGUGACGUUGUUCCUGAAAGCAAUAUAUAAAGGGUUGGACCUUCACCUCAAAAAUGUCCUGAUUCUCUGUAGGCCCGAUGAAGUAUCAGUGUGGGAGGAAUGCUUGGCAAAGUGGUUGCCAAAUUUUGAUGAACUAGUGGCCGUCGGCUGGCCCAAGCCAUGUUCUACCAAGUCGAUCUUCGUCACGACUACGGACAGACUAGAGAGCUACUGCCGCCGGGACUGGGGCAUCGCCGUAGUGGCCGACGACUCCUUUCUGGAGUACAAACUGCCACCCUUCAAAAUACAUUAUAAAAUCUACAUAUAUCUCCACGAUUUGCAUGUGAAUCUACAAAAAUUCUCACUGAUACAUAAAUGGAUCUAUCCAGAUAUAAAAUUAUGUUUAGACCAAUUCAGACCAAAAAAUCAGAAAAUUAAUGAAAUAGUUGAGAAACGAACACUAUUUGAUGCGUUCGUUCAAAACAUUCGUACUAAAAGUGUCAGUUGGAAACUAAAAAAGAUUGCAUAUGCUCCCUCAGAAGAAACAAUUAUGGAACACAAAGGAACAACUAGGAAGAAUAAAGACGCCACCGGGACCAAAAUCAAACGCACAAAGAGAAAAGUGGAAGAUGACAAUACAAACAAGACUAAAAAGAAAGUUGUAGUCAUCAAUUUUGAAGAUACGAAUUCUAAAUUAGAUUUAAGUAAUGUUAAUAAUGGCGAAGACCAAAAUUUGGACGUCGAAACUUUUAUAAGAGAACAAGAACCUGUGAAAUUGGAAGAUUUAGAUUUUAUACCAGAUGAUUUUCAGGAUAUAUGUGAAAAAAUGGACGCCACUGAGGAAACAACUGGUAUAGACGAAUCAGACGAUGAAAAUACGAAUGAUAUGAAAUUAAUUUAUUCUGAUAACUUGUUUAAUACAGAAGAUGGUGUGUAUUCGCUUGAAACACUGCCAGAUAAUGGUUUAGAAGGUGAAGUUUUAGAGUUUAAAGAAAAUGGAAGAAAUUUAAAUACUGUUGUUGAAACGAGCACUGAAAUGGAAAAAGCAGACUGUGAUGACAAAUCUCUGAAAGCGGAAAGUGAAUUGAAAACCGAUAAAUUAGAGUUAGAAAAAGCUGAAAUUAAAAAAGAAUUAGAGCCCAGUGAUGGGGUUAAGGAGGAUGUUAAAGAAAUUGAAAAGGUUGAAAUAAAACCUGAUGAUUUAGAUUCCAAAUGGGAGGAGAUGGCUUUAAAGAAAUUUAAAGGAUCUUUAUUAGAUAGGAUAUUUUAGAAUAUGUGGUGAUAGAUACUAAUUGAUAAGAAUAGUUGAUGCUUUGGCAUUUUGGGAAAAUUUUACCUUUGCUUAAAUAGUUAAGCAAAGGUAUUUUACCAAUUUGUACUAUCAAUAGAAACAAUGUUCUCGCCGAUUUUGUACCUCGAUUGUGAUAUGAAAACGACGAAAAAGUUUAGUAUCAUGUCCAUAAGAGCCAAGCACUUCUCAGUGGUUGCAAAUUGAACGUUAAUUUUUCACAUACAUUUUGUAUUCGCCCGAAGAACUUUUUUCCGCUUUCUUUCAUUUUAAAGGGCUGGUUACCCUUUUUUAUUUUUGAGUAUUUAUUAAUUUUAUUUAAACUUUAUUAAAGUCCGUAAAUGCAUUGAUGUAUGUAUGUAUGUAUGAUAAUAUAUCGUGCAACCCUUGCCUGAGCUAAUGAUAAUUCGAUAAAUCCUAUAGUUUUUUCAGGAAAGGAAGUUUUUGGCAGGAAAUUCUAAAGCCUUUUACUUUCAGUAUCAGACAUAUAAGAAUAUAAUCGCAACAUUUUAGUUAUAUUUAAUAUAUCAGAUCAAUAAUGCAACUUUAUAGGAAUGUAUUUGAUUGGUUAAAAGACACUAACGAAGUCGAAACCAACCAAUUACAUCGCUUUAUUAUAUGACAUCGUAUCCCGAUUCGUCAAUAUUGGAUUUUGUUAAAUAAUAAAUAAAACAUUAUAAGACUGUUACAUGUCAUCAAUUUAUUUUCAUUUCAUACAUUUUUGUAUAAUUUGUAAAAUAAUAAAAUAUUUGUAUAAAUAAAAAGAACGGAAUGCAAGUUAACCUGUAUUUGGAGCAGAAAAAAUUAAAAUUAUUUUAUCCCGUCGUUGUGAAGUCGAUAAAAUCGAUUACUUAAAGAUAUAUGUCCAUCAUAAAUAGUAAUUUUAUUUAUAUAGAAACUAUGUGACCACAGGUAUUGGGGGUCAAAUCAUCAAAAAUGAAUGUGCCAAUAUUCUUUAUAUAAAUUUAAACACUAAAUGUUAAAAAAAACAAGGAAACAAUUGACCCCCCCUGGCCUCUCACGGAUGUGAUAUCACAGAUCUAACCCUUCAUGAUAAAUACUUGUAAAAUAUGAUUUUCAUUAAAAAAAAUAAAGCAUCAAACAUUUAAAAACUUAUUUUUUAAUUCACAAAAUUAUAUUUUGUUUAAGUUGUAUAAAGUAAGUACUCUUAUUAUGUGGU